CCCGCCCCGGCGCGCGUGGGCGGAGAGGCGGAAGCGGCGGCGCGGCCAUGGCGGCGGUGGCGGCGGGCGUGGGGCAGCAGUGGGUGCUGGUGGAGAUGGUCCAGGCCUUCUACGAGGCUCCAGCUUACCAUCUCAUUUUAGAAGGAAUUCUGAUACUAUGGAUAAUCAGACUUCUUUUCUCCAAGACAUAUAAGCUUCAAGAGAGAUCUGAUCUAACACUUAAGGAAAAAGAAGAGUUGAUUGAAGAAUGGCAGCCAGAGCCUCUUGUACCUCCUGUGCCAAAAGAUCACCCAGCUCUCAAUUACAACAUUGUUUCUGGUCCUCCCACCCAUAUAAUCACUGUUAAUGGCAAGGAAUGUAUAAACUUUGCAUCAUUUAACUUCCUUGGACUUUUGAAUAAUGAAAAAGUUAAGAGUGCAGCACAGGCUUCUCUGAAGAAAUAUGGUGUUGGCACUUGUGGACCCAGAGGAUUCUAUGGUACUUUUGAUGUGCACUUAGAAUUAGAAGAACGGCUAGCAAAAUUCAUGAGGACAGAGGAAGCCAUUAUAUACUCAUAUGGAUUUGCAACAAUUGCCAGUGCUAUCCCUGCAUAUUCAAAGAGAGGAGACAUCGUGUUUGUAGAUGAAGCUGCCUGCUUUGCUAUUCAGAAGGGAUUACAAGCAUCUCGUAGUAACAUCAAGUUAUUUAAGCAUAAUGAUAUGGCUGACCUUGAACGACUGUUGAAAGAACAAGAGAGUGAAGAUCAAAAGAAUCCUCGCAAAGCCCGUGUAACUCGAAGGUUUAUUGUAGUGGAAGGAUUGUAUAUGAACACAGGAGACAUUUGCCCUCUUCCAGAGUUGAUAAAAUUGAAGUACAAAUACAAAGUUAGAAUAUUGGAGGAAAGCCUUUCCUUUGGAGUCCUUGGAGCACAUGGAAGAGGAAUUACUGAGCACUUUGGAAUAAAUAUUGAUGAUAUAGAUCUUAUUAGUGCAAACAUGGAAAAUUCACUGGCUUCUAUUGGUGGAUUUUGCUGUGGAAGAUCCUUUAUUAUUGACCAUCAGCGAUUGUCUGGUCAAGGCUAUUGCUUUUCUGCCUCCCUACCUCCUUUGUUAGCUGCUGCUGCUAUUGAGGCUCUGAAUAUUAUGGAGGAUAAUCCAGACAUUUUUCAGACUCUCCGGGCUAAAUGUGAACGGAUUCACAAAGCUUUACAGGGGAUUUCUGGUUUAAAAGUAGUGGGAGAAUCUUUUUCUCCAGCGUUGCACUUACAGUUGGAAGAGAGCUGGGGAUCCCGAGAAAAUGAUGUGAAGUUACUCAAAAGAGUUGUGGAUUAUUGCAUGAAUAGUGGUAUCGCAUUAACACAGGCUCGCUAUUUGGAGAAAGAAGAAAAAUGUCUUCCUCCACCCAGUAUUCGAGUAGUGAUAACAGUGGAACAAACAGAACAAGAACUGGACAGAGCUGCAUCACUUCUUAAGGAAGCUGCACAGUCCGUGUUGAAUUAGACUGCUGUUUUUGGAUUUCUCUUUUCCCACAUUAUCAGGAUAAGUGUAUUACACUGUACAGUGACUUCCAGAUUCUUCCACUGAUGGCAUUUAAAGCUGACUAACAAAAUUGUUCUAGAGUGGUUCUAAUGCAGUCAGGGAAAGAAUGCUGAAUUUUGGAGUUAGUGAAUGAUACAGUGUUGUUCCAGUUCAAACUCUACCAUUUACUCGCAUUACUUAAAAUGGGAUUUCACUAUUGAAUUCAUGACUCGUUCAUAAGUUAGUAUAAAAAGUUUUAAAUGUAUUUCUUCAAAACCUUAAACAUUCUCAAAAAUGAGUGUAAACAUUCAGUUUCACCCCAAACCAUGUAAAAUGUGUUGUUUUCUCUCCAUUUACUCAGAAUGUGGGAACUUAAUUUCCAUUAUCCCUCUCACCUUCCGAAUGAAAGUACACUGUUCCUAAUAUUACCAAAAGGAUAACACAUUAAGAGAUAAUUUUGUGCUGUAUUAUGUCAUUUAUUAUUGAGUUACAGGAGGGAUGACCUUCAAUUCUUUUUGUUUAUAUAUCUUUCUCUUAACCAUUUUGGCAGCCUGGUUUUAAGAAAGCCUGGCCAGAGAGUAAAUUCAUAUCAAAUACUAUUUAAUUUUUGCAUUCCGUAUGUAAUUAUAUGCAUGUUUGAUAUUAUGGGUGAGGUUUUUCAUACUAUUAUCUUUAAAAUAUCUGAACUCAAACCUCUGAAUUGUGAAACUGGUGUAAUUCCAGUAUAGUAUGUUCAGAUAAGCUUUGUACCAAUCUUAAAGAGGAGUAAUAGGCAACAUGGAAAAGGAACCAUGGCUUUGAAACUGCAACUAAAUACUGGCUUAGUCAAACUACUUUUAAGCACAAAAAUGAUGUGUCCUUAGUUUUCUGCAAACAUCUAUAGAAGGGAAGACUCACAGAUAGCUACUAAGAGUUUAGAUGGUACAAAUACUACUGAAACAUAAGUCAAUCUGUGCUCAUAAAAUUCCCAAGUAACUUGAAAGUAAUGUUUCAAGAUUGUGCUGUCAGGAUUUUAAGUAAGCACAGAUGGACAUUACAUAUAUGGACACUUUACUUCAAUCAGGAAACUGGUAAGGAAUUACGCAUCUUUUUAUAAAACAGAAAAUACAGCUUUUUAUUUCACAAUUUUGCUUUAAGAAUGCCUGUCUGAAAUUUUUGUAUUCUGCCUAAUAUGUGUUGAGUUGUUUUGUACUUAUGUGCCUUUUUGGUUGCUACUACAAGGAUUACAGGAUGAUUUUUGAGAAACAUCAUUGUAAAAUAUAAAGUUAAUCAUGUUUGAUUCAGAUUUUUACUUACACAAUUGGAUUUUUUAGAAUGGUCGACCAUAUAUUGUUAAAUAUUCUGCUUUAGGUAAGCAGUAGUCUAUGCUUCCUCCAGGUCACAGGGACUGUUUCUGUGCUGGCUUUCAAAAGUUUCAUCUGUGUACGUUCAGAUAGAGCACCUAAAGUUGUGUAGGAGCACUUCUGUGAUUGCUGUUUGACAUUUGAAAUAGUCAAAUCAUUAUCUGUGCAAUGUAGUAAAAGAAAUCCCAGUGUGAAAGAGAAUCCCUAUUUCAAUGGCAUUUAUGUUUUCUCUGUUAACUGUGAGUAAAAGCCAGUGAGAAGCAAACAGUUUAGAAGAGAAAAAAGUGCAGAAUGAGACUGACUCCCAUUUUACAGACUGGAACUGAAGUGCAGAGUAGUCAUCUUGAAGACCCUCAGAGACUGCGAGAAAUGGAAAUUUAAUUUUAUGGCUCUGCUUUGAGCUUUUGAGCCAUUUUAGGCUGGAUAAUUGAAAACUGCAAAUUCGAGUGAAGUCAAGCCUUUGAUGCAUAAAUUUUGAACAAAUGAGGUACUUUGAUUCCAGUGCAGCAUAUUAAAUGGUUUUGGAGUUAAGAUAAGCCUGGGAAGGUAAGCAAAUAACCUUUGGCAUUGAAAUCCUAUGUUGCAGAAUCUGUAUUCAAUUCUCUCAUUUUAUUUUAGGUUGUCUGCAAAUGGGGUGGAAUUUUUGUUGUGCUUAGAGAACUAGCAAUAAUUUUUAGAUACAUGGAUUUGUAUUGCUACUUUUGUUCUUGGUUUUUUGGGUAUUUUUGCUUUUAAAUGAAGUGAUGGUAGAAGCAGAGUGAAAUGUCUAGCAAUUUCAAAUCUGUGACUAAGUAGUUCUGAUGAAAUAAAAGUUAAAAAAUGUUGCUAAGAGAUGCCAUAAUCUGAGUCAUUUGACAAACACAUACCCACCAUUAAAACAUUGGUAAAACUGC
This is a messenger RNA of Serinus canaria (Common canary), 3732 nucleotides long. It is a transcript of the gene SPTLC1, whose product is annotated as serine palmitoyltransferase long chain base subunit 1. Gene Ontology annotation, biological process: sphingosine biosynthetic process; ceramide biosynthetic process. Gene Ontology annotation, molecular function: pyridoxal phosphate binding; serine C-palmitoyltransferase activity. Gene Ontology annotation, cellular component: endoplasmic reticulum. NCBI's taxonomy places the organism in Eukaryota, Metazoa, Chordata, Aves, Passeriformes, Fringillidae. The record is from RefSeq and is a predicted model, not a curated record.